UGGGGACGGCUGCCAGCAUGUCGGAUCCCCACGGGAAAGGCUGCGACGAGAUGGACUCGCACUCCAGAGUUCCCAGCAUCCACAUGACCCGGUCCAAUAGAGUAUGUGGCCGCCCCAGAGCUCAGUACCGGAACGUGGGGGGUGAGGAUUCGAUGGAAGGUGAGUGGCCCUGGCAGGCGAGUCUGCUCUGGUACAACAAACAUCUGUGCGGGGGAUCCCUCAUCUCCAACCAGUGGGUGGUGACGGCAGCUCAUUGCUUCCAACGGAGUUUGAACACCUCCAGCUACAUGGUGCUGCUGGGAGUCAACAAGUUGGCCAACAGUCAACCUCACAAGCUGUCCUUGGGCGUGAGACGCAUCAUCCGCCACCCGAAAUACUCAGGGGAAUCUUCCAGUGGGGACAUAGCCUUGGUGGAGCUGGAGAGACCCAUCCAAUUCACUGAUUAUAUCCUCCCCAUCUGCCUCCCAGCUGCCUCUGUCCAGUUCCCAGCAGGCAUGAAAUGCUGGGUGACGGGCUGGGGCAACAUCCAGGAAGGAGAGGACCUGCCAGCUCCGCAGACCCUCCAGAAGCUUCAGGUGCCCAUUAUAGACCAGAAGACCUGCAGGUAUCUCUACAACAUGGCGCUGGGGGAGAAGUUCCCACCCAAGGCCAUCCAGAAUGACAUGAUGUGUGCCGGGUAUGCUGAGGGCAUGAAGGAUACAUGCAAGGGGGACUCCGGCGGCCCGCUGGUCUGCAAGGCCUCCAAGGAGUGGCUGCUGGCCGGGAUCAUCAGCUGGGGCGAAGGCUGUGCCAUCAAGAACCGCCCUGGGGUCUACAUCCGCCUCACCUCCUAUGAGGCCUGGAUCCACAACCACAUCCCCGACAUCGAGUUUGUGCCAGAGGAGAAGGGGAGGAACGUGUUCGGGAACGCCGGGGCUGGCUGGGCCGGGAGGACCAGCAUGACCACCUGGCUGCCGCUGCUCAUCGGGCUUCUCCUCAUGGAGGUCUAG
This is a messenger RNA of Chrysemys picta bellii (western painted turtle), 989 nucleotides long. RefSeq names its product serine protease 27-like. The record is from RefSeq and is a predicted model, not a curated record. Gene Ontology annotation, molecular function: serine-type endopeptidase activity. Gene Ontology annotation, biological process: proteolysis. NCBI's taxonomy places the organism in Eukaryota, Metazoa, Chordata, Testudines, Emydidae.